This is a messenger RNA of Epinephelus moara (kelp grouper), 2313 nucleotides long. RefSeq names its product coagulation factor II (thrombin) receptor-like 1, tandem duplicate 2 (gene f2rl1.2). Gene Ontology annotation, molecular function: thrombin-activated receptor activity. The transcript is spliced from 2 exons. NCBI's taxonomy places the organism in Eukaryota, Metazoa, Chordata, Actinopteri, Perciformes, Serranidae. Gene Ontology annotation, cellular component: membrane. The coding region runs from base 81 to 1238 and encodes 385 amino acids. Gene Ontology annotation, biological process: positive regulation of Rho protein signal transduction; phospholipase C-activating G protein-coupled receptor signaling pathway; thrombin-activated receptor signaling pathway. The record is from RefSeq and is a predicted model, not a curated record.
GAGUUGUCCGACAUUUAAGGAGUUGUCAGAGUCAGACUGUCACAACGCAGUGAAGCUGAGAGCGUGUAAAGUACACCGCCAUGGAUUUAACUCGGUUAUUAUCGCUGCUUCUAAUUUUCUGCUGCUUUUCUGCCUCAAGUGCCGCAGGUAAAGGACGAGGGUUUAUCGGUUUUAAGGACCCUAAAAACUCAGAUCUAGUAGUUGUGGACCGCACAACAUCUGACACACUGAAGAGUAAUCUCACCACCGUCUUCAUCCCUGUCGUCUACAUCAUCGUGUUUGUGGUGGGACUUCCUGCCAACGGCAUGGCCAUCUGGGUGUUCCUCUUCAGGACCAAGAAGAAGCACCCAUCCUCCAUCUACAUGGCCAACCUGGCUCUGGCUGACCUGCUCUUCGUCAUCUGGAUCCCCUUAAAAAUAGCAUACCACUUCAACGGCAAUGACUGGAUCUACGGAGAGCCGCUGUGCAAAGUCCUUGUGAGCUUCUUUUAUGGCAACAUGUAUUGCUCGAUCCUUUUCAUCGCCUGCCUCAGCAUGCAGAGGUACUGGGUGGUGGCUCACCCUCUGUCCCAGCAGAGGAAGAACAACAAAGUGGCUGUCGGGGUUUGCGUGGCCAUCUGGGCUUUCAUCUGGCUCACCAGCACGCCUCUGUAUCUGUAUGACCACACCGCCAAACUCAAAGACCCCAACAUCACCACCUGCCACGAUGUCAACGUCAUACGGGACUUCAGCAAUCCAUUUCCUGAUGUGCAGCUUCCUUACUACUACUUUAUCUUCAUGGGUUUGGUUGUGUUCCUCGUCCCUUGUAUAGUGAUCAUUGUGGCCUACGUCCUGCUGCUCAGGGCUCUGGGGAACAGCAUGGACGACAGCUCAGCAGCAAAGAACCGCCAGAGAGCCGUGGUGCUGAUCGUGACCGUCCUGGUGACAUUCCUAGUGUGUUUUAUCCCCAGUAACAUCAUGCUGGUGGUGCACUACUCUCUACUGAAAGAUGGAGUGAUAAACAAUGGUUACGGCUUCUACAUCUCCACAUUAUGCCUGGCAAGCCUCAACAGCUGCCUGGACCCGUUUAUCUACUACUUUGUGUCGGAGGACUUCAGGAACCACGUGAAGAACACUCUGCUGUGCAGGAGCAGCCGGACUGUAGAGAGGAUGAGGGUUUCCUUCAGCUCCAUGAAAUACUCCAGGAAGAGCAAGUCAUACGUGUCAGAUAGUGGGAACACGCAGAGCAGCAGCUGUUAGAAAUAAGGUGGAUAAAGGCGAGCAAAGAAAGACCUUGGUGGGAUAUCAUGCACCGUGCUUGUGCUUAUAAACAGGGCAUCACAGAAACCUUGUGGCACUGAGACACAGUGGAUAGGUCUGUGGUUAUGGACAUAAGGCCCAUCAGUCAUUACCAGGUAACCUCAGCAACCCAACUGCCAGAAAAAAUUGUUGGCGUCGUACGUUUCUGCAAACCAUGGAUACGUUACAUUUUCAUACUCUAUAUAUAUUGUGUGGUUAAGUUUAGACGGGUCACCAAAAAUCAGCCACGUUUGGGGGCUAAAAAGCUGCUGGAAAAAGAGCAAUGACUCAUUUAUUCAUAACUGAUUUGUUAUUUAUUGGUCUCAAACAGUGGUCUGCAGCUUGGCAGGCAUCUAGCCCGGGUUACACGCCAUCCACCAUCCCCUCCACCUCCCAACGAUAAAGUCCGCUCAUAAACUACAUCAUUUUAGAAACAUUGAUAUUAGUAUAAAACAUGCAAAUGUUACAAAUAUUGUUAUUUGCAGAAUGCUAAUAUUUUUUUCUGGCGACUGGGCUUACCUCAGAUAACCAAAGAUGAACUAAAAAUGUGAAGAUGACUGUGCUGGGAGUACAUUUUAAAAUGUGUAUAUAUAUGUAUAUAUAUUCAUUAUGAACUGCUGUGUAGUGUUCAAAUGUAAAAAAUGAAUACAUAUUUAAUUUUUUUUAAUAUAGAAAUGGAAGGCCUGUUAAAGACUGACAUGUGGUCUUUUCAGCUGUACAAAAUGUGGAUUUUCACAAGAUUCUGACUGAGCAGUUCACCACACUGAAGACCAUUUUAGAGUUGAAGUAACCUAAUGUGUUCAGAGGAAGAGAACAAGAGGUGACUGUAGCUUUAAUCAUAUCAACAACAGAACGUAAUAGCCAAUGUGUUUUUUUUGUUUUGUUUUUAAUCUUGCCUGUUCGGCACAUUCCUGCAGCCAAUAUGUUUUAUCCUGUUAUUUUAAACCUUGUGUGAUAAAUUGUUUAUUUACUUGUGAGAAUAAUGAGGAGAAAGGUGGUAUUGUUACAGAGUUUCUUAAAUAAAUGAUAAAACAAC